GUAUGUCUUCAUUUUCCUAGUCUGUGCUAACAACUUCGAAUGAGAAUACAUCGAAAAUGCUUAUUUGAAAUUACUUGAAGAAAGAAUAAUAGUUAUUGUGUAUAAAAUUCGUACAUAAUUCGCAUUAAAAUAAUAACGUGAAAAAUGUUUAACUCGUUUUUUCGCAAUUGGCUCGGAAGUGAAGAUCCACCAACAAAGGUCAUCGAAGUACGACCGGAUAAUUAUGUAUCUAGACCAAUAUAUUUCAGAGAUGAUUCAAUGUUAUUAUAUGGUCCAAAGAUCCCCAAUGAUGGGAAAAAUUCUAAAGAUAAAUUCUAUGAAAUUGUCUUACAUAAACCCUUUACAGAAAGCUUGCAUCAGAUGUACAGCUUAUUUCGAUCAGAAAGUCGUGAAAUUUCUGAAGAAAGAUUUAUUACAUUCAAAGACAGAAUACCAGUUUAUGUUAAAAUAACUAAGGAGUGUACAGUCCCAAGUCUUCAAAAGCUUUGUGACAUUCUCAGCGAGCAUAAGUCUUGGACUGUGGCACACAUUGUUGCACAUUUUGGCCAGUAUGAACUUCUUAAUGAACCAGAUGUUCAGAGAUACAUUAAUGAAGUUGACCCUGGUACAGGAGCCUCUGCACUUAUGGUGGCUAUUAGAACAGGUAAUGUACGAAUGGUACAGAGCCUUAUAUCAAUGCAUUCAUCUUUGGAUGUAAUUGAUCACGACCACAACUCUGUAUUUCAUUAUGCCGCUGCAAGUAACAAGGAAGUUAUUAAUGCCCUUGCCAGCAAAACAUCGAACUUCCUAAACUUAUUCAACAAGCAAGGGUACACACCACUACACAUGGCCUGUCUGGCAGACGCUCCUGACUGCGUACGGGCCUUGUUAAUGGCUGGAGCAGAUGUAAAUCUAACAGCCGCCAAACGGACUGCUAGCAAUACACAGGCUAUACCAGGUGUAGUCGGCGAUGUCGUCCAAAACAAUCGGUCCAAACUAUACGAAGAAGACAUGAAGCGUGGUGGAACUCCCCUCCAUUGGGCGAUUUCCCGCGAAGUGAUUGAUGCUCUAGUCGACAAGAACUGUGAUUUCAAUGCUGUGAACUUUGACGGAAGAACCGCCCUUCAUAUUAUGGUGUUGAGGGGGAGGUUGGAAUGUGCUGUGGCUUUGCUCUCUAGAGGAGUAGAACAUUCUACAGGAGACAAUGAGGGCAACACCCCUCUGCAUUUAGCAGUUAAACAGACAAACAUAUGCAUAGUGCAGGCUCUAGUUGUGUUUGGAGCUAAUUUGGAAGCGAAAAACAACGCUGGUUUUACCGCAAGACAUUUGGUACCAACUGAAAUGGCGAAUAGCGAUUAUGAUAGGAUUCUAUACGUUUUGCACUCCGUUGGGGCAGAGAGAUGCACCUCGGACAUCUCUGGUUGUCGUCCAUCAUGUUCCUCCAGAGGGGAGUAUAAUGGCGUCCCACCACCACCGAUAGCAAGGUCUUCCACUCGCGAUAUGGUCUGCAGUAUGCUUACCGCUUCUACCAUGGACAAAGCGGCAACCCUGGGGUCACUGAAGAAUGAAGGACGCUUACUCUGCCUAGAUGGGGGCGGAAUACGAGGUUUAGUGCUAGUCCAAAUCCUACUAAACCUUGAAGCAGCUAUAGGCAAACCGAUAAUACACUGCUUCGACUGGGUAGCUGGAACCAGUACUGGUGGGAUUCUGGCAUUGGCCCUGGCCACUGGGAAGACGUUGAGAGAAUGUCAGAUGCUAUACUUUAGGAUGAAGGAAUUCGCAUUUGUGGGCAUGAGGCCGUACCCUUCUGAGGUGCUUGAGAAUAUUUUGAAGGAGUGUUUGGGUACGGAGACAGUUAUGGCGGAUAUCGAAAAUCCGAAACUGAUGAUCCUGGCCGUCUUGGCGGACAGGAAGCCAGUCGACUUGCACAUCUUCAGAAAUUACCAGUCCGCUGAAAAUAUUCUGUGCGAAUAUAAUGGAACUAUGAGUCCGAAGGCAGAGGCUAGUGACCGUUCGUCAGUGGAAAUCCUAGCGGAGCCUCCGUCCCCCGCGGAACAACUCGUGUGGCAGGCGGCUAGGGCUUCAGGGGCUGCGCCUUCCUAUUUUCGGGCUUCAGGCAGGUAUUUAGACGGUGGUCUAAUGGGGAAUAACCCAACGUUAGACGCACUGACUGAGUUAGCGGAAGUAAGACUGGCGUUGGAAGCCACAGGCCAGUAUGAAGCUGCUAAGAAAACUCAUCUCAAAGUCGUCGUUUCUUGUGGAACUGGUAUGAUUCCGGUAACAAAAUUGAAAGAUAUAGAUGUUUUUAAGCCGGAGAGCAUUUGGGACACCGCCAGACUUGCCCUGGGGUUAUCCUCCAUUGGGAAGCUUUUAGUUGAUCAGGCGACGCAAUCCGACGGACGUAUCGUUGAACGUGCGCGUGCGUGGUGCCACUCACUGGGCGUGCCCUAUUACCGAUUCUCGCCACAAAUGUCACGCGACCAUGCGAUGGACGAACGAUCUGACGAGCACUUGGUGACCAUGCUUUGGGAAGCGCAUGCUUAUAUGAGGGACCACAGGGAUAGAGUUGUAGAACUGGCUGCUAUGCUGUCUGACACGGAUGUUAAAUAAUAAUAAUUUGUUAGCACAAUUAGGUGAAUAUAGUAUAAUAUAUAAAAAAUAUUAUGUUAUCGGAUGUAAACGUUAUAUCAAUGUUUCAAUUCAUAACUGACUCGGGUUUAUUGUCAGCAUGGUUUACAAAUAUCAUGCCAACUACUGUCAGCUGUCACCUGUCAUCUGUCAAAUGUCACCGCAGGGAGCUGGCGCUUUUAGACUUAAUGUUAUAGGGGAAAACGUGUAUAGCUUUUAGUUACUUAUUUAUUAGUUGGAAAUAUUGACAAGAAUGUGAGAAAAAUACAGUUAAAUGUAUUAAUAGUAGAAAAAAUAAGUAGCCUAUACUUAGUAGCACAGUUAUUAAAGUAUGUACUAGAAAUGUCCUGAUAUAUGGUGUGAUCGCUUCAUAGAAAAACUGGUUUUAAUUCUAGUAUGUAAGGUUUAUUAUCGUGUGAAUUUAGUGAAGAUAUAUCAUACUGCCUUCAAAUCAUCUAGCGUCUUAUACCACUAUAUAUAAAUAUAGUUAGUUUAUAUUCAGUCGUCUAAUCUAAACACAUGGGAGUAUGGGGCAAAUAGAUUUCUUUUAAGGUUUACAGGCAAGUCUUCUGUUCCUACUGAAAUAUGUAGUUAGUAUUUAGCCGGAAAUCGAACCAAAAACCGACUUCUAGUUAUUAGAGCUUUUCGUUGAUAUUUGUUGUUGAUACAUUUGUUAUAGUAUUGUGUCUAAUAUGCACAAAACUCAUUUAAAAAUUGCAAGUUAAUUGUAUGUUGUUAUAUAAAUAUCUGAUUGAAAAACAAAGUUUAUCAGUUGAAUUAUUUAAUUAUUUUUAUCGAAUUUAGUUAGCCUUCAUUUUUUUAUCUUUGAGAAUUGCAUGUUAUGUAAAUUUGUUAUUAAUUAAAUAUAGUAUAUUUUGACGCCCAAGACGGGAUUUGACAUUGGCCAUAAUCGUCGAAGGAAAUUAAUACUUUGCAUUGUAAAAUACACCUUAUUUGUAAUAAGGUGUAUUUACUAUGGACACUAUACAUUUUAAUUGAGGAUUUUGCUAAUUUUCUAUAAAUUAUAUAAAAAUUUAGUUACUUUUCUAAGUACAUAAAAAAGUGAUAGUACGGUAAUAUGGGGGAAGGAUGGUUGGUUUCUCCAACUUAAAGGGACGACUGUGAACUAGUCUAACCACUGACUGGCUCGAGCUCCUCAGGGCUAAGGCUGAGUAGUUGUAUAUAAAGGAUAUAGCGUUCAGAAUAACUUCGAUAUGACGUCAUCGCAGUGAUCAUAGAUCUCGCUAAUGCUAAUAAAGUUUAAUUUACUUUAUUGGAAGUAGAAUGGAAUGGAAGCACGAACCCACAUGAUUUCUAAAUUGUAUUUACUCAUAUAAAAUACCACAAGUAGUAUUUAAGGAUGCUUUUUAUUUAUGAUAACAAUCGUUUUUAUUUAUAAACCAAAAGGUUAAUGUGAACCCUCAUUCAUGAACAAUAAAAUUAAUUGGUAGAAAUACAAGUUGUUAAGAAAUGUUUUUUUUUGUUAUAAGUGUUAUAGAAGUGAAAAAUCACAAAAUAUUAUAUAAUACUCUCUAAAUUGAAUUUACUGUCCUUGCCUUGUAAUUGCUAGCGAAAGUAAAAAUACGAAUUUACUUAUUGAAUUUUCUAUGUACUGUAAAACUUGUCUGCCUUACUUUAGGGUAAAGUUCACUUCACACUAGUGUAAACUUUAACUCUCUUUGUCAUAAACGUAGAUUCUGACAUACGGAACUUCUCAUCAUCUUCGAAUCUGUGCUAAGUUAAAGUUUGAUAAACUUCAUAAUAUGUAACAGGUUUUAAUUGUAUCGACUGAGUAUUUAAUGUAGUGAAAAUAAAAGACUAUAACUAUUGCAAA
Messenger RNA from Pieris rapae (cabbage white), 4441 nucleotides. It is a transcript of the gene iPLA2-VIA, whose product is annotated as 85/88 kDa calcium-independent phospholipase A2. The coding region runs from base 145 to 2589 and encodes 814 amino acids. NCBI's taxonomy places the organism in Eukaryota, Metazoa, Arthropoda, Insecta, Lepidoptera, Pieridae. Gene Ontology annotation, cellular component: mitochondrion. Gene Ontology annotation, molecular function: protein binding. The record is from RefSeq and is a predicted model, not a curated record. The transcript is spliced from 16 exons. Gene Ontology annotation, biological process: positive regulation of ceramide biosynthetic process; lipid metabolic process.